Mycena citricolor is the source of this 524-nucleotide messenger RNA. Lineage: Eukaryota; Fungi; Basidiomycota; Agaricomycetes; Agaricales; Mycenaceae. The record is from the annotation of a GenBank genome assembly.
AAACAGGAUGCAACCAACACGUGCUCCCAGGACACAUGUGGCGGAUCGGCUUGGCUGUCCUACGGACGGAUGAUGCUCAUGGUCACGACAAGUGGCGACAGCGAUUGCGGUGAAGGCGUCAACAGGAGUCCUAUAGGGCUUCUGAGUUCCUGCGUUGUCUAUCCAGCCAUCCGCUUAUCGAGACUGAGCACCGACACGCGUUGGAAGCAAUUCUCCCGAGAUGAAUUGAUAUAUUUGAACCAAGACUUUGAAGUCCAAUUGGGGGCUUUUUUUGCAGUGUACAGUAACGCUUCCCCAAGCCCUCUCAACCGUCAAAGUCAGUUCUAUAACUCGAUCCUUGAGCGGACGACAAAAUAAUCUAGCCGCUGCUCUUCUCUCUUUGGCUUUCAAAACGGCGGGUCGCUUGGGUUGCGUUAUCCUGCCUCUUGUUCUGACGGUGGUCUGGUGCCGAAAAUUGCCCCCAAGCAGCCGCUGGUGACGAAUAGAUAAAUCUGGCUACAGAUCCGGCAGGAAGAAAAACAAAA